AUAUAUAUAUCAAAAGACAAAACGAAAACCGAAUUUUUAGUUUCAAAACAAUUUUUAUUAAACAUUUUUCACUGCAUAAAAGCAAAAUGUUUUUCCAAAUCAUAAUUCAAUUAUUUCUGGCUAUAUUUUUGAAAACGUCAUUGGCUGCACCGAGUUAUACACAUGAGAUAACAGAAGAAAUACCUACUAAUGAGAUUACAGAAGAAUUACCUACAGAAGGGUUAAGUGCCUCUCGAAGAUAUUUUAACACUUUAAAUCCAAAGAAUAUAGGCAGAUCAUCUCUUCGAAUUUUAAAAUCAUAUUUAAAUAGAAUAAAUAGUAAUAUAUCUUCAGAUGAGGUUGAAGUAUAUUUUAAGGAAGUAGAUCCAAAUGGUGGAAACGGAUCUUGUAGCGUAAAUAAUAUCUACCAGAUCCCAUCUGAUAAAAUUGAAGAAUCAGUGACAGAUGCAUUUCAAAUUAUUGAUAACGAUAAAGACGGUUUAAUUUCUGCAAACGAUUUAGGCAGACUUUUCAAACUUUUGAACUGGGAAUUGAAGAAGGGUGUUCUAGAAAAUGCUAUUCGACAUUAUAGCUCUAGUGGCUCAACGCUGAUGAAUCAGAAUGAGUUUUUCAUAAUGAUGACACAAAACGAAAACUUUUCAGCUAAUUUACAAAGAAGUUUAUCCAAAAGAAAUUAAAUUUCUAUUCUAUUGUUUGCUCUGAUUACAUUUUUUAUGAUUUAUAAAUUUAAUAAAGGAAUAAAUAAAUAAAUA
This is a messenger RNA of Daktulosphaira vitifoliae (grape phylloxera), 752 nucleotides long. Its product is annotated as calmodulin-like. The coding region runs from base 87 to 677 and encodes 196 amino acids. NCBI's taxonomy places the organism in Eukaryota, Metazoa, Arthropoda, Insecta, Hemiptera, Phylloxeridae. The record is from RefSeq and is a predicted model, not a curated record. The transcript has 5 exons. Gene Ontology annotation, molecular function: calcium ion binding.